AUGGAUGAAAAUAUUAUUAUAGAUAUUAAAAAAAACAAAAAAAAAAAAAAAUAUAUUGAUAAUGAUAUAGAUAAGAAAAAAUUAUAUUACAUUAGUUUUAUUUGUGAAGAAGAUGAUAUAAAUUUUUUUUGUAAUUUUUCUGAGAAACAUGAGGAAGAUGUUAUAGGAACAGAACCCAUUUCCAAUUUAAAAAAAAAUAAAAAUAAUUCAAGUGGUGAAAUAAAUUUAAACAUCGAUAAAAAAGACAAUACAUCUAACAUUCUUAAUAAAAUAUAUUUCCAAAAAUCAUAUUUAGAUAAUCUUAUAGAAAAUGAAAAAAUCAAAAAUGAUAUUAAUUCUCAAUCUUUUUGUUCUUACAUAUAUAGUAAAUUUUUUUUAAAUUUUUGUAAAAUUUUAUAUAAUUGUCAUUAUGAAAAUAAAGAAAAUUAUAAUUUUAAAAAUAAGUUUGGAAUGGAAAUAUAUUUUUUUACUAAAAAUAACAAAAAAAUACAAAAGUGUAAAAUCAAUAAUUGUGGUAAUUGUUAUGAUACAAAUAAAUGUUCAUGCUGUCUAGAAAUCGGAAACAAAAAUAUAAAUAGUCAAUAUCAAAUUUGUGAAUCUAAAUUUAACAAAAUAAAUAACAAUUUUGUUUUGUCUCCUUAUAUUGCAUAUACACCAUUGGAAAAUUCUGUACUCGAAUAUUAUAUGCCUAACAAGAAAAUAUCUAAUUUUAAUUUUUUAGUAAAAAAUGAAUCAAAUAUUGAAAAAGAUAAAAAUAAAAAUAUUUACGAAAAUUUUAACAUAUGUGACAUUUUUUUAAAUACGGAAAAAAACUGUGAUGUCAAACAGAAAAAAAAAUCUUGUGAAAUUGGAAAAUCCUCGAAAAAGAAAAGCGGCUUUUAUGUACCAAAAAAGGGCGAGCAAAUUUACCUUAAAAGGAGCAUAGAUGCCAAUAAAAUAGUAAAAAAUAAAAAUCGAAAAGAGAGCAAGGCAACCAAACCAAACGACACAAUGGCCAAACCACAUGACUCUUCUUUUCUCUUAGACAAUUAUACGUCGAGUGACGAAAAUUACGUUUCUUUUUCAAAUUUUUUACCAAAUAAUAAUAAAAUUUUUGUGAAAAAUAAAAACAAAUUCAAAGAUACAAAUCUGAAAGAUAAUUGUUUAUUAGAAGAAAAUGACGGAAUGGCCAUUUUUUCUCAUAUAAUGAACUUGUGCAAGCAAAAUAAAAUAUUUUCGUUUAAAAAAAAUAAAUGUCCAGAAAAUUGGAAAAAAAAAAAAAAAUCAACAAAAAAAAAAACCAGGUUGGAAAAUGAUAAUUGUAAAUUUUAUGAAAUCGGUUCUGAAAAGAUUAGUGAAAAGUCAUACAAAAAAAAUGAAUUUGAAAAUAAGAACCCAAAUUUAUUAUCACAUUAUCAUAAAAAAAGAAGUUUCAGUACAUACUCUUUAGAUAAUUAUAAAGAAAAUGGAACAAUAUCUCCAAAAAAUAAAAUGUAUAAAAAUGUGAUCUAUAAAAAUAACAUUGAAUUAAAUAUACAACAAAAUAUUAUGAACACGAAAAAUAUAAAAAUAUAUAAAGACCUAAAAUUAGAAAGAGAAAAAAAAAUCCAAAAAGAAGGUCACGAAAUGGAUAUGCAUUAUUAUGAACAUUUUUUGAAAAUGAAAAAAAAAAAUGAACAAAAUUUUCUCAAAAAUCAAAUUUUAAACGGUUUAAAAAAUCAAACUAAAUAUGAUCCAUCUCAUUUAGAAGACAUUAUUAACAAAAAAAUGAUUCAUAUGAGAAGUGUAAAAUUAAAUAGAAAGGAAUAUGUUCCUAAUUUAAAUUUAUAUAAACAUGAUAAAAUAAAACAAGCUCAAUGUAAUUUAAAUUGUGUAGACACCAUAUCUGAUAAAACUAAAAGUCAUGUUGUUAUUUCAUUAAAACUGUCUACUAUUAUUUCUCAUAAAUUUUGUUCUUUAUAUAUAUGCGAAAAAUAUGAGGCAAUAAUAGAACAUUAUAAAUAUCAUUACAUAUAUAUAGAUUUUUAUUUAACUUAUAUUUAUUUAAAAGCUUUGAUAAAAUUAAAGAAAUAUAAUGAUUGCUUAAAAUAUAUUUUUGAUAUUAAUCGCCAACAAUUGAAUCCAUUAAAUAAAUGUAUUCUUUAUUUUUUUUUGGGUAAAUGCUAUGAAAAGUUAUAUAAAUAUAAGUUAAGCACAUCAGAAUAUUCUAAGGUAAUUAUUCAUGGUGUUAGUAUAAAUAAAAAUAAACAUAAUGUGUUUCCAAAUAUAUUAAUAGAAGAAAAAAAAAAAUAUAAAAAUUAUAGUUUUGAAAUUUAUCCAUUUUUACUUAUUUGUCUAGAUAAAUUAAUAGGUACAUAUCAAUUAAAUAAUUAUGAAGAAAAUAAUUUGUUAAAAUAUUUUAAAAAUAAUUAUAUUAUUUACAAUCUUAUAAAUUUUUAUACAGCCAAAAUAAAAAAUAAAAUUAACAUAAAAUAUGAUGAAAUUAAUAAUUGCAUGAAUACAAAAAAUGAAAUAAAUUUUAAUGAAUAUAUUAUGUCUUAUCAAGAUAUGUCUACAAAAAUGAAAAAUAUAAAUAUCAUAAACCAAAAUAUAUCCAAUUUUAAAAAUCCAUAUCGAAUUAAUAUGGCACCAAGUCGACCAAACAACCAAGAAAAUAAAAGUAGCGAUAACGGUAAUAAUAUAGGAGAUCAAAAUUAUUUCCAAUUUUUUAAUAUAAAAAAUGUUACAAAUAGUAGGAUGCGGACACAUACUAACAGUAGCACUCAUAGUUGUGUGGGAGAAAAAAGAAAUUAUUGGGAAAAAAAUAGCGAUAUUACAAAUAAUUACAACGAACAUACGUGGGAAGAAAAAAAGAAACAAAAAAGCAAAUUUCCACACAAUAAUAAUAUUUUCGACGUUUCGUAUGAACAAGUCAGAAAAAUUAAGAAGAAAAAAAAAAAAAAAAACAAUGAGCUAGCUAAAAAUAUAUAUGUUAAUUUGAGCAACAUUUCAUAUGUUGCUAAAAAUGACAGUGAUUAUUUUGACUAUAAAGAAAUAAUAGAUAAUAACGAAUAUAGUUGUUUAUAUGGUGAAAAUAAUGCAAGCAAAAAUAUUAUAAAAAAACUUAUUUUAGUUUUCGAUAAAAUUAUAUCAAAAAAUUAUGCACACCAUCAUUUAGACAUAAAUUAUGAUGAUCUGUUUUUUUAUAUCCUACAUGGAUUUUUUCAAAUAUAUUGUAAAAAUAUAUUAAAUUCAAUUGAAAAUUUUGCACAUACAAAUUUUUUAAAUCAAAAUAUUUAUAAUUUUAUAAGAAAGGUAGGUCUACAACUUAAAUUAGUUAAUGUAUAUAUCGAAACUCCAUAUGUAAUAAAAAAAAAUAAAAUUAUUGAUCAAACUAAUAUAUUUUAUAAAAAUCAGAAUAAAUGUAAUUUAUAUAAAUAUAAAAAUGUUUUACAUAUGGAUACAAUCACAUUGGAAGAUCUCAUAUGCAUAAAUACAUUCUGUUUAAAAAAACAUUAUUUUGUUAAUUCAUAUUAUAUUAGUAAAUAUAUAUUAAAAAAAGAAAAAGCAUAUGAUAAUGAGGAGGUUAUUAUAUUAUAUAUAACUUCUCUUAUAAAUAUACCAGACAUAAUUAUAAGUAAGAAAAAUAAAAUAAAAGAAUUAUUACUUUUAUUUCAUAAGAAAAUUAAUCAUAUUAAAAAAACAAAUAAAUCAUAUUAUUUUAACCCAUCCAAUUAUAUAUAUAUAUGUGAUUACUUAGAUUAUUUUAUAUAUGGAAUAAUUUAUUUUUUAAAAAACAAUUUUAGAAGAUCUUCUAAAUAUUUUAAUAAAUGUAUAAGCAUAAAAAAGAAUUUUUAUUUAUGCUAUAUUUAUUUGCUUAAAAUAGCUUUAACAAAUAAUACAUUAACUGGUCAGAAUAAAAAGUUAAUUUUUUUUACAUGUUUUAAAUUAAGAGCUUAUAAUAUUGAACCUUAUUUAAUCUAUUUUGGUCAUACUAUAAAAAAAAUAUACCAAGAUAUAAACAAUAAUAAAAAAUAUAAUAACAAAAAUAUAACCAUUAGUAAUGAUAAGAAUAAUGAAAUAAAAUUACAUUUGGCUAUUCGUCAUUUGGAAGAAAAUUUUUCUAAAGCAAUAAAUUUAGACAAUGAUAAUAUUUUUUUAUAUAAUGAAUUAUUUGUUUAUUCUUUUUUAAAAAAAGAUUUUUCUCAAUGUGAAACUAUUAUGAAUAAAUAUUUUCAUCCUGAAAAUUUGUAUUAUAAAUCAUCAAAAAUUAUAUUUUCGGCAUCUUUUAUAUUAUAUAAUUCAAGUAUUUACAAUUAUAUUUGUACAAAAAAAAUGACUAUGUCAGAAAAAUAUUUAAUAAAAAUUUUAAAUACCAAUCCAUUUGAUAUCAAAUCAAUAAAUUUGCUAACACAUAUUUUGUUUACAAAAAAAGACAUAUAUUGGAUACAUUUUUUUGAUUAUUCAAUAUAUUUAGAAAAUAUUUUAUAUUUAAAAAAAAUUAUUUCUUAUAAAUCAUAUAUGUGUGAUACAUUUUUUAACAAGCUUAAACAAAUCCAAGAUAUUCAUUGUUUUAUAGCUUACUAUAAAAUAUUAAAAAAUGUUAAACAAUUUUACAAAUUUUUUAAAAAUUAUAUUAAAACACGAUCUUUUAUGCACAUCCACAAAUUUAAUAACAAAUAG
Plasmodium yoelii is the source of this 4641-nucleotide messenger RNA. Its product is annotated as conserved Plasmodium protein, unknown function. The transcript has a single exon. The record is from RefSeq and is a predicted model, not a curated record. Lineage: Eukaryota; Apicomplexa; Aconoidasida; Haemosporida; Plasmodiidae. Bases 1 to 4641 code for a protein of 1546 amino acids.